GACUCGGACGGUGGUGAAACUCUCUCGGGCAUCUCGAAUUGUCCUCGUCUAGCAUCUGGACGGAGUUGUAUCAUAAGGGGAGGUGUUAGGUGUGACUCCUAAGUUAACGGGGAAGUUGACGUUUGGCUUUCGGGGACGUGAAGUUGGAAAGUUUAACCAAAGCAACUGUUACUCCUCCAUUCGGAGCGGAGGAAGCAGAGCCGGCGGCGACGUGGAGUGAGUGGAGAAGGUAGAAACAGCAGCCCGGCUAUCCGCCCGCCCUCCUGAGCGUGCUGCGUGAUGGGGAAGCAGAACAGCAAGCUGCGGCCCGAGGUCCUGAACGACCUGAGAGAGAACACAGAGUUCACCGACCACGAGCUCCAGGAGUGGUACCGCGGCUUCCUCAAGGACUGCCCGACCGGCCACCUCACAGUGGAGGAGUUCAAGAAGAUCUACGCCAACUUCUUCCCCUACGGAGAUGCCUCCAAGUUUGCAGAGCACGUCUUCCGCACGUUUGACACCAACGGAGAUGCCACCAUCGACUUCAGGGAGUUCAUCAUCGCCCUGAGCGUGACAUCUCGUGGCGGGUUGGAGCAGAAGCUGCGCUGGGCCUUCAGCAUGUACGACUUGGAUGGGAAUGGGUACAUCAGCCGGGCAGAGAUGCUGGAGAUAGUUCAGGCCAUUUAUAAGAUGGUCUCCUCAGUGAUGAAGAUGCCUGAGGACGAAUCAACACCGGAGAAAAGGACGGAUAAGAUCUUCAGACAGAUGGACAUUGACAAUGAUGGUAAAUUGUCUUUGGAGGAGUUCAUUAAAGGUGCCAAGAGCGACCCGUCCAUUGUCCGACUGCUGCAGUCGGAUCAGGGAGCCUCUCGUCAGUUCUGAGGAGUGACAAUAACAGACACACUCUCCAAAACACAAUCACAAACCCACAACUACCGGUCGGUCAGCAUCAAAACUCACUCAGACAAUCCUUUCAUUUUAAACGCAGUCAUUGUCUUAUCGUUUACAUUAGUGGGCAAUUCUCUCUCGUCAAUGUGGCUCCUUUAGUCGAGAUAUUUUCUGUUUAUGCUUUUCCAAAACUAUCUUGCCUUGAAAUGGUUUUGACCCGUUCUCCAUAAGUGAAGUGCCAUAUAUUUAUACUGACUGGAUUCUUUGGCUCGCAAGUAUUAUGAAUCCCAUUAUGUUACACCAGGAGAAAACUAAUGACAUCCCUCCUUAUGAUUUGAUUCACCUUAACCGUGCUGAAAAGUGGCUUAUGCGUUUCACGAUGUCAACUGUAGCUUCACAAGUUGCUCUUCUGAACAACCUCGAUAUGCCUUUGGUAUUGCAUGCGCCCGGUGAUAUACGUUUUCUGACAUUGUUACAGUUUGUGAAUAAUGAGGCUGUGAUUGUUUUUAUUCCUUUUUAUUUUUGUAACAAACAUUUUGUUUUCACACAAUUGAAAUAAAAGUCGUGUAAGAAAAAUCUACACAAGUCCCACAGUAUCCUCUUGUGGACAGACAUGAAAAUAUAAAGAGUCACAUAAGGUU
This is a messenger RNA of Pseudoliparis swirei, 1508 nucleotides long. RefSeq names its product hippocalcin-like 1 (gene hpcal1). NCBI's taxonomy places the organism in Eukaryota, Metazoa, Chordata, Actinopteri, Perciformes, Liparidae. Gene Ontology annotation, molecular function: calcium ion binding. The transcript is spliced from 4 exons. The record is from RefSeq and is a predicted model, not a curated record. The coding region runs from base 280 to 861 and encodes 193 amino acids.